AAGCUGGCUUUGAGUGUGUCGCGCUUUCUGAUCCCUUCCGUCGCCGUGACUCCGAUCCCGUCCCUUGGCUUCUCGCGGCCGAAUUGCCUUUCCCUGGCCCGUAAAAGGGGCUGGGCCGAGACUCCCUGCUGGGAGGCCCGGCCUGAGGAAAACCACCCGGGAAGGCGGUUUGUUUUGCGAAAGAAGAUCGGGGCGGGGGCGAGGGGAGCGCGGCUGCUCUGCUAGUCCCAAGCGCGUCACGGGCUUUGGGAGAGGGCAGAAGCAGGAGCAAAGGAGGAGGCGCGUUCGGGCUGGUGCUUGGGAAGAGCCUUUGAUUGUUCAAGGUGUCCCAGGGUGCUGCGGGAAGCAGCGAGUUCCCCGUCGGUGGAGAUUGUCUUUAUUUUAUUAUAGCUUUUUAUUUACAAGACUUAUUCCAAGAUGAAGAUACAGUCAAUGAUUAUGGCAGUCAUAAUAAACCAGGGACUAUUUUGCAAAGGUUUGUGCCAGAAGGGAAUAUACCUUUUCCAGACAUUUUCCAAACAAAUCAGCUUUUGUUCUAUGAGCGAUUCAGAGCUUAUCAAGAUUAUAUUCUAGCUGAUUGCAAGGCUUCCGAGGUAAGGGAAUUCACAGCUGAGUACUUGGAGAAGGUCCUUGAACCAUCUGGAUGGCAGGCAAUCUGGCGCACUAAUGUGUUCGAGGUGCUGGUUGAGGUCACAAAUGUGGAUUUUUCAUCUCUGAAAGCAGAGGUGAAGCUUACUCAUCCUUACCUUUGCGAAUCUCGAGUUAGUACCUUUACUUUGGAAUGCAUGAAAGAAUUGCUAGAACUGAAAGAAAACCAGUUGCCUCUUCAAGAACUGUGGGUGGUGUUUGAUGAUUCAGGCGAGUUUGACCAGACAGCACUUGCAAUUGAACAUGUCAGGUUUUUCUACCAAAAUAUUUGGAGGAGUUGGGAUGAAGAGGAGGAGGAUGAAUAUGAUUAUUUUGUCAGAUGUGUUGAACCUCGAUUGCGUUUGCAUUAUGACAUUCUUGAAGGACGGGUCCCUUCAGGUCUCAUUAUUGACUACCACAAACUACUUUCUGAGUGUGAAGAAAUUUAUAGGAAGUUUUUAAAUCUGAGGAGCAGUAUAUCAAAUGGUGACGCAGACACUGAAUUAGAAAAUGUUUCCAUGGCUGAAGGGUUAAGGCUAUAUUCUGAAAUAGAACAACUGAAACAGAAGUUAAAACUCAUUGAGAACCCUCUUCUAAGAUACGUAUUCGGUUAUCAGAAACAUACUGGCAUUCAAGCAAAGGGAAUUCGUCCAACUGGUAAAAAGAUCACCCAUGUUGUAUCAACUUCCAUGAUGGCUAGUUUGUUGCAUUCUCUGCUCAGAGACAAGCUUUAUCAGGAGUCUCAUGAAGAAAUGGAAAUUCAGUUUCAUAAUGACCCAUUGUCAGCUAUAAAUGCUUGUUAUGAAGGAGACACUGUUAUUAUUUGUCCUGGUCAUUAUCUGGUAAAUGGCAUGUUUUCUAUUGCUGACUCUAUUGAAUUAGAAGGAUAUGGUCUGCCAGAUGACAUUGUAAUAGAAAAGAGGGGGAAAGGAGACAAUUUUGUAGAUUGUACAGGUGCCAAUGUUAAAAUCUCAAAUGUGAAAUUUGUUCAGCAUGAUGCUGUGGAAGGAAUCUUGAGCAUUCAUUGUGGCAAGACCACAUUGGAAAACUGUGUGUUGCAAUGUGAGACUACAGGAGUAACAGUUCGAACAUCAGCAGAAUUACUGAUGAAAAAUUCUGAUUUAUAUGGGGCCAAGGGUGCAGGUAUAGAAAUAUAUCCAGGGAGUAAAUGUACUUUGAGUGACAAUGGGAUACAUCAUUGCAAGGAAGGCAUACUAAUUAAGACUAGCCUGGAAAAAAGUGAGGAGAAGAUUUUAAAAUCAGGCAGUGUUGGAUGUGACAGUUCCUUAAAACAUUUGUUUUCAAUGUCACAGGACUUCUUAGAUGAGCAUUAUGACAUUCCCAAAAUAACUAUGGUGAAUAAUGUCAUACAUAAUAAUGAAGGCUAUGGUGUUGUCUUGGUGAAACCUAAAAUUUUUUCUGACCUCCAAGAAAAUGCUCAAGAUGGAUCUGAAGGAAAUAAAAUACUUAAAGUUCAAGAAAAUGAAGAAGUAGGUGCAAGGGAGAAAAUGGGACAAGAAGAGCAAAUGCAGUAUACAUCUGGUGAACUGGGGCCGUAUGCAAGACCUGAGUUUUAUGACCAAACUGACCAAAUGGAAGGCAACUGUGAAAUUGUCAAUGAACUAGUGGCUGCUUCCACGAGGAAAGGCCAAAUGAAAAAGAAAAGGUUGAGUGGCCUGGGCAUCAUUGAAGCUGAUGAUAACCUAAUGUCCCAGGAGAUGUUUGUUUCUAUUGUGGGCAAUCAGUUCAAAUGGAAUGGAAAAGGCCGUUUUGGUAGUUUUCUUUUCUGAUGGAAAUUUAUGUUUAAAAAUGUUGUAUUUGCA
Sarcophilus harrisii (Tasmanian devil) is the source of this 2450-nucleotide messenger RNA. It is a transcript of the gene SHCBP1, whose product is annotated as SHC binding and spindle associated 1. NCBI's taxonomy places the organism in Eukaryota, Metazoa, Chordata, Mammalia, Dasyuromorphia, Dasyuridae. The transcript has 13 exons. Gene Ontology annotation, biological process: fibroblast growth factor receptor signaling pathway. The record is from RefSeq and is a predicted model, not a curated record. Bases 786 to 2417 code for a protein of 543 amino acids.